Molecule: messenger RNA, 1470 nt
Organism: Strongylocentrotus purpuratus (purple sea urchin)
Lineage: Eukaryota; Metazoa; Echinodermata; Echinoidea; Camarodonta; Strongylocentrotidae
Product: serine/threonine-protein phosphatase 6 regulatory ankyrin repeat subunit B-like
Exons: 5
Coding region: 1-1470 (489 amino acids)
Molecular function (GO): protein binding
Source: RefSeq, a predicted model, not a curated record
AUGAUGGAUAACGUCUUCUUCUGGCUCCUCGAAAAAAGUACAAGUAUCUUGUCGGACGACAAAGAAGAAAAGUCCGACAUCUUGCUAAACGCGAUCAAAGAUCGCGACCUCAACACUGUUGCUCAACUCAUCGACGUUGUCUCGGACGUGAACAAAAUGAAAUUCGAGGGAAAGCCGCUUCUGAGCAUAGCAGCGUACAGUAGACACGUCAGUAUAGUAAAACUCCUUGUCAGUAAUGGAGCAGACAUUGAAGGCAUUGAUGAUAAAGGUCUGACACCGUUGCAUGUAGCUUGCUCAAAAGGUACUCUCAAGAUUGUUCAGUUUCUCGUCUCUAAAGGAGGGGACAUCAAUAGACAAACCUCUGCCGGGAUGACUCCACUUGCAAUUGUGACCGAACGAGGCCAUGUUAAGGUUCUGGAGUACCUUAUCAGCAAGGGUGUCGACAUUAAGAGGUCCAAUAGAACAGGGCGCACACCACUCAUUUGGGCGUGUAUCCACGGGUUUCUACCCUCAGUGUACUAUCUCAUUGGUGAGGGUGCAGAUGUCAAUCGCCCCAACAACCGCGGCUGGACAUCACUGCAUUUCUCCGUCUUUUACGACCGUCUAGAUGUCAUCAAGAGUCUUGUAUCUGCAGAAGCUGAUCUCGAUCUUCCAGAUAAAGACGGGACAACGCCGCUUCAUGUCGCUUGCUACAACGGUCGCAUGCAAGUUCUGAAGUAUCUGCUGAGCAUUGGAGCUGAUCUUCAGAAGGUAGAGUUUGAUGGCACGACGGCACUCCAUAUCGGGUCCGCUUAUGGUCACCACAAUGUUGUCAGUUUCAUCUUACAACAAGAAGAGGGUGGUGAACUCGUGAACAGACCAGAUGCAAGAGGUAAAACUCCCCUUCAUGUCGCCACCUCACAUGGCUUCACGUCGAUCAUUGAUAUCCUUGUUUCUCGAGGAGGUGACCUUAAUGCACAGACAAAUAAAGGUCAGACCUGCUUGCAUCUUGCAGCAAAAUUCUGUGAGGAAUCAACAGAUGGUGAAGUCAAGAAAGAACUGUCUAAGCUCAUGGCCGGAAGUUCGAAGUACAUGUUUUCAUUUUGGCCUCUGACGAUUCCACUUGAAUUUCUAUCACGCAAGGUAGCAAACGUAAUGGUCAGAUCUUCAUCUGCAAUUUCCGAUGAGGUCAUACUCUGCUUGUCAGAAGAAAUCCCCAAUGGUAAAGUCCUAACAUUAGGUCUAAAAUUAGGAAUCAGCCAAGCCACAGUUGCCCGCUUCGAAUCUACAAACGUCAAGGGAACCAUAGUAACUUCCAUGGGUACCCGAGCUAUGCUGUAUGCUUGGUUAAAUGCCACAGCAAGUGCAGAAGCGAUCCCGACACUCAGAAGAGCACUUGAGGAAUCGGAUCUACUGGGAGAUUGGGACUACAGCUGGUCCAGGCUAGGUAUCUCUAAUGUCUGCAUUUCUGCUCGUAGCAGUGGCGGGUAG